Messenger RNA from Suillus subalutaceus, 1023 nucleotides. RefSeq lists its product as uncharacterized. Lineage: Eukaryota; Fungi; Basidiomycota; Agaricomycetes; Boletales; Suillaceae. The transcript has 3 exons. The record is from RefSeq and is a predicted model, not a curated record. The coding region runs from base 221 to 940 and encodes 239 amino acids.
CUGUAAUCCCGAUCUUCUGCCCACAAUUAGUAUUCAUUACCCGCAAAGUGAUGAACCGCUCAAGCCCUUGCCCAGCCCCCCAAAACAGGCUCGCACAACACUACAAGUUCGUGCAAAUUCUUGAUAUUAUGAUCAAGCCAAAUAACUUGCUCUCCCUACUAUAUAACAGUGUUCAAGCGACUUAUUUCAAUCCAAACACAACCAACAAAUCAUUACAAUCAUGGUUUUCUAUGCAUAUCUCAAAAAUAGCACCGACAACUGGAGCUAUCGCUACGUGAUUACCUUCGCUAGCCGCGCGGUUGCCGAUGAGUGGUGGCGUGCCGUGUCCACUACCACCGUCGUUAAGUUCUCAGAGAGUAUUCGGCGUGUCAACGCCCAGUUCUACACCCAUAACACGGGGCAGGCCAACGCCACCGACUCCCUCACGACGAAUCGAGUUGCGACCCAAUUUCUCAACAAGAUGUUUUUCACAUUGUUGAAUGACCUAGGUUUUCGCGGGCUGAGCAUCAUCCCGUCGCCUGAACAUUUCGUGGACCACAUCAGCGGAAACUCUUUCUUCAUUCGCUCCAAAGUCUCUCCUUACGACUACUGGUACUGUCCCCUAUCCUCUAACUUCAACGCGUCAAACGCAGUCUAUGUUUCGCGCACCGAGCGCACUCGCUUCCGUGUUAGUCUUGGUGACAGGGACACUGCAGGGACCGUCAUGAUUGGCUCUGACGAGAUUGUUAUCACGUUGACCACCGUCAAUCUGUCCAUGAGCGUCAUCGCCAACAGCGGUCAAGCGAUAGUUUCAAGUGCUCCUACUAAGUCGAGGUUCAAGUUCAGUGAUCUUUUGAGCAGAUUCACUGUAGGGCCUACAUCGUAUAAGGAUGAUCAGAGCUUGGAUAUGAAGGAGCUCAUCUACACGGAUGAUGGAGAGGCUGAGUGGGAACUCGCUUGAAAUGUUAUCAUUUGACACGAGGUUUGUCUUGUACUAGUACUGUACUACUGUUGUAACACCGGAGUAAUUUCAUUUCUUGUUGA